This is a messenger RNA of Nelumbo nucifera (sacred lotus), 2523 nucleotides long. RefSeq names its product PHD finger protein EHD3-like. NCBI's taxonomy places the organism in Eukaryota, Viridiplantae, Streptophyta, Magnoliopsida, Proteales, Nelumbonaceae. The record is from RefSeq and is a predicted model, not a curated record.
AAGAUUGAAUGUUGUAUAUUCCCGAGGUUCGAGGUAAGUUGUAGGCUGGUGAUUUUUGAAAACCCUAAUUGCGUGCUGAGUAAGCUCGUAAACUAGGGUUUUUCUAUGGGGGAAAUGCUUGUUGAAGAGAGAACGUGCAAUGGUGAAAGCAUGGACUGUUCCUUGUUGGCUCCCUGUUCGAAUGGAGCUAUCUUGAAUGGAUAUGCUUUUGGAUUUGGAGGUGAUAAUACUAAUGGGAAUUUGGGAGUGUCUUCUUCUGAGGGGAUUCGUACUUACAAGCGGCGGAAGCAGUUGAGGCUGACUUCAGUAAGCAACCUUCAAGAAGACGGAAGGAUUUCUGUAGAAACAGCAGGUCAAUUCGCAAACAAGGCAAUAAAGAAGCCUGGGGACAUGGUUCUUCUACGCAGGAAUUCUAAUGAGCAAACUGUUCCGAAUGGUUCAAAUGACUGUACAAAUGCCUUCUGGAGGAAUAUUGUGCUUGAACAAAUAUCACAGUCAUUAGGUGAGAGUGAAGGUGGUGUUCGGAGUUGCAUCCGUGAAGCACUGAGGUGCAGUUCAUUUGGUUUUGCUAGCAUGCCUAAGAUGCAAUCUGUGGCUGAGAAAACUACAUGGGGCCCGGAUUCUGUUGAGUGUAAUGGAGAUAGUCAGAGGUUCUGCUCACAGUUGCAUGGGAAAACUGAAAUACUGGACAUAGUACAGAAUGCCGCUAAGGUGCAUACAAGUGCUACUUCCAAUGAAUCGCAGAAUGAGACAAGCAGUCAAGCAAAUGUUCAUCAUGUCUCUGAAUUGUGUCAGCAGAUUUUUCUUAAAAUUAUAGUUUCAGAGAAAUUUUCUUUGUUGUGUAAGCUACUCUGCGAAAAUUUCCCAGGUGUCAAGGUUGACAGCUUUAUCGACUUUAGUGUUAUCAAUUCAAGGAUGAAAGAGGGGGCUUAUGGACAGUCUCCGAUACAUUUUUGUACAGACAUUCAACAGGUAUGGGGAAGGCUUCAGAGGAUAGGGGCUGAAAUGGUUUCUCUUGCGAAGAGCCUUGCAAACAUGUCACAGACUACAUACCGUGAACAGGCUGGAGGCAUGGUAAAUGGAACUUCUGAAGAAGGGAAACAUGUGGAAUCUGACCUCCAGAAAUUGGAGAAAGCAGAGGAUUGUGCCACAGACAAAGUUUGCAAGUGCACAAGUUGUGGAGCUAAGACAGAGGGAAAGAACUUGGUCUGUGAUGCAUGUGAACAAGCGUUCCAUAUCCGUUGUAUUGAGCCUGUCUUUGAAGAGAUCCCACCAAUUGAUUGGUUUUGUGACAAUUGCACAGCCAGUGGAAUUGAAUCACUACAAGAUAAUUGUCUAGUAUGUGGUAGACUAAAUGACACCAUGAUCCAAACUCAUGGAGGUGGGAAUGAGAUAGUUCCAAUAGGUGAAGAACUUCUUAGUGACUUGGAAGAGAGAUCAGAUUGUAGUGAGGGUGCUAAAAAUGGGCUCCAGCCGUCCAGCAGAAACAGAAGACAUUUCUCUUGCAAGCUCUGUGGAAGCCGAGGAGAAGAAGGCCAGAAACACCGUUUAUGUGGGCACCCCUUCUGCCUUUUUAAGUAUUAUCAUGUAAAAUGCUUAACCAUUGAACAGUUGAAGUCCCAUGGUCCACAUUGGUACUGCCCUUCAUGUCUCUGUAGAGUUUGCCUCACUGAUCGGGAUGAUGAGAAGAUUGUCCUCUGUGAUGGCUGUGAUGAAGCAUAUCACAUCUAUUGCAUGGAACCUCCACGUACUUCUAUUCCAAGAGGGAAAUGGUUCUGUAUUCAAUGUAAAGCUGGAAUUGAGGCAAUACGCAAAGCUAAGAAGGCAUAUGAGGAUCUAGAGAAACAGAAAAUGAAGCAAUUGGCAAUUGAAGCUGUGGGAUCAGUGGACAUGCUUCUAAAUGCUGCUGAAAAGCUUAAGUGCGAGGAGAGAUUGGCUUCUACUGUAAGGAAGAAAUAGGAAGAACAUUAAAUUUUCACUGAAAGCUGGGGGGUAAAACACUCCAUAUUAUGGUCUGUACUGUAGUACUCCCUUGGCAAGGGUUUGUACAUUUUGUUUGAAUACCCGAAAGCCAAGAAAGCUACCCUCACCACAUUGUUUAGAAGACUAACAUCAUUCAUCUACCUUGUAAACUGUGUAGCUGAUGGGAGGGAUUGGCUGGUGUUUUCUUUUCUCUAUUUUAAGGGGGAGAAGGGCUGUGAAAUCUGUUAUGAUUGGGUGAUCCCCCAUCGUAAAAAUGAUGAGUGCAGAUCUAAUCAGCUUUUUAAUGGGCAUCGGAACUCCAAGGCAAUGAUGCAAGGUGUUGUAAUAUUAAGAAAUUGUGUCCGAACGGCCUGUUUCAUCAUAAUCCAAAUUCAAGGAUUUUUUUCACUGUAACGUUUAUUUUGUUGAACUUGUAAUUUGAUUCUACCCCUUCUCCCCCCUCCCCGGUUUCUCUAUGGGGCUCGGUUCCACUUUCAUGGAUGUUUCCACUUUCCGUUCACAUGAGACUCUGUAAUUGUAUUGCUGCCGUAUUCUCUAUUA